Molecule: messenger RNA, 1394 nt
Organism: Cannabis sativa
Lineage: Eukaryota; Viridiplantae; Streptophyta; Magnoliopsida; Rosales; Cannabaceae
Exons: 9
Coding region: 70-1050 (326 amino acids)
Source: RefSeq, a predicted model, not a curated record
UGAAGAACUCAUCAAUGAAUUACGAAAAUGAAACUCUCUUCUCUUUCUUCGUUUCUUGGCUGAAUUUCAAUGGCGGCAAAAUCAUCAACGCCAACCUUCCGUCAUCCUCUUCCACUCCUCUCCGCUUCUCACCACUCUCCAUUCUCCGGCAAACUCAACUUUCCAUAUCGUAUUUCUCAAGGCUUUGAGUUGUAUAAACGAUGUAAGAUAAGUAGUAGUAGCAGUAGUAGUACUACUCGUGGUUCAGUUAGCUCCAUUAAUGGUGGAGUGAGUGCUUAUGGGUCUCCUUGGGAUGAGAAACCAUAUGAAAUUCUUCCAAAUGGGAAAAGGGUUUUCUUAGAUGAGCAAGACAUUGUGACUUUUCUUGAUCCUCCAAAGGAGUUAAUUCCUUUGGACCCUGCUUCAUAUAACCCAGCUGUCUAUAUGUGGAAAAAGAUUGAAGAUAUUCCUGAAGAAAGGCGUCAUCGAUUGCUGCACUUGCUAACCCCUCUUCACAUUUCAAGAGCAUGGCAGAUAGCUGGCACGCGAUAUGAGGAUCCCAAGUUAGCUAAGAGAAGUGAGUUCAACUUGUUCUCUGGUGAAGAUGGUGGAAUGUCACUUGAAUGUUAUCAUUGUCGAACAACCGGAGGACCAAUGCCCAUUGCUUGGAUAAAUUCCUUUAAGAAGGCAUUAUUUUCUUGUAAAGAUGGGAAUAUCUAUGGAAGAUUUAUUGGUGGAUCAGUUUUAGAACAACUUGCAAGUAACUGGAGUCCACUGUAUUUCGCAUUGAAGAAUUAUAAGGAAGUAAUGUCCACUGAGCAACCUUGUGAUUUUGCUUACGAAUUCGGGGAUGGGCAAUUUGAUAUCCAUGAUUACCCACAAGGCUUUCCUAGACCAGCUAAACAUCCCUAUCCUUUCAACGAUCAAGUUGUUGUAUACGUUCGUCACCUGGGACCAGGAGUGUCUAUCGGGCAAGCAUGGCAAGAAGGAAAAGCACUAGAACAAGUGCCCCGAAAGUUAUGUAGUGAGAUCUUGAUGGUUAGAGAUUAUUCCACUGCGUCGAGGAAAUGAACGGUGUCUUGUAUUCAUAAUUGAGAAAGAGUGAAACAUCUAUAUCGUUUCUUUGAUCAAAUACAGCUAGCGCGGUAAGAAGGAAACCACUUCAAGAACAAGUUGAAUCCAAAAUGAAGAGAAUUUCACUGCUUCUGUGUGAGGUAAUAUCUGAUUAUAAAUAUAUUUAUCUGUAGACAUAUUGAUAGAUCAAAAUUAGAUUUGCUGAAGAAGAUGUAAAUAAAUUUCUAGCUGUCUUGUGAAAAUUUUUGUAAUUGGCCCCCUGCAAAAAAUACUUUUUUCAUUUUGGCCCCACUCGAGUUAACUUCUUGCCUCCAAUUCAAAUAUGAACUUGUUUGAACUAA